AUGAUAGCCAUGUAGUAAGGGAGUCGUUCAUGUUUUUAUUUGUUAGCUGUGAGGACCCUUUUUCCAAGAUAUUUUCACUUUAUUUGUUUUAAACCGAUUAGUUAAUUCCACCGAUUAGUUCCAGGUGGAAUGUUUGUAGUGAUUUUGUUAAUAGCUCUUAGGACAGAUGUUUUGUGUACAGCCAUGAGGAAACUGGGAUGGGUUGGAUCCUUACUGUAAAGCACUUUUGGUAUGUUCAAGUGAUCGUGGGCUUCCUUAGAGUACUUUGGGAGAUUGAUGCCUUGUAUUGGGUUUGUGAACUGUUCAGAGUAAAUUCCUGCCUUACCCCCAGUGUACUCGACCCUGAUCAGGAUGUAUCGGUUGAUUAUAAAUAAAAGGUAAAUUCACCAACCUGUAGACACGCCCCUUUUUGCCCAGGCCCCGCCCUUUUACCACACAUUCACCCCGCUAACUGCAGGUAACCAGUUCACCAGGGAUUCUGUUCAAAAUGAGUCUUCCUGACUUCAAAUCACCACGAAAACAAUCAGCUGAACCUGUACAGCAGCAGUCCUCUGUCAUUCAGCUGAACGUUGGCGGCUGGUUCUUCACCACCACUAUAAGCACCCUCCGCAAAUUUCCUACCUCCAGACUGGCUGAGAUGUUCACCGGACCACUUAAGCUUGUAAAGGACAAAGAGGGUCGCUUUUUCAUAGACCGUGAUGGGACACAUUUUGGGGCGGUUCUUGACUAUCUUCGUACAGAAGAGGUUCCCACCAAGAAUUUGGUGGAAGUGCAUAAAGAGGCGGUUUACUAUGAUUUAAAGCCCCUGGUGAAAUUACUAGAGGACACACCUCACUUUUUUGGAGAGACCAUGGGGAGGAAGCAAUUCUUGUCACGAGUGCGCAAUUACCACGAGAACCUCGAGGUCAUCAUCAGGGUCGCCAGAGCAGAGGCCAUGGCAUCACGAUACUCCACGAUAAUUAUGUGUAUACUGAAGACUGAGGAGGAUCUGGCAAAAUACAAUGACACCAUGGUGAAUGUGGAUCAUAAAAAGGAAUCCAUAGUGACCUUUGGACCCUGGAAUGGUCCAGUCACCGUGGAGGAUCUUUUUUUUUGUAUAAAAAAGGACAUAGAGGCCAGAGGGUAUCAAGUGAGCCUGGAAUCUUACAUCACAGAUAAAGGAUUUUGGUAUAAGAGUCAUAAUUUUUUCCACAGUCUGCUUUUUACAUGGUGGUGACUGUGGUUGGUGUGGGAAUGGGGUUAUAAUGUAUCAGACUGGUCAUUUUUGUAUGCCAAAAUGCUUUUUACGGUUAUGCAACCACUCUGUUCUACAGGUUGGAAAAAAUAAUCCACCAACAUUCUCAGACUUUUUAGACCAAUUAUCAAUACUAAUAAUACCAGCACCUUCAAAUCAUAAUAAAAGAAUACAUACAGGCACAUGACACUUUUUCCUGGUGUUAAUAAUUUACAAACUCAGAUGUCAUGUUGGCAGUCAGUUUAUAAUUAUCCUGAUUAAUUACAUUAUAACGGAAUUAUGAAAACUCUAUAUCCUGCACUGUUUUUAUUGUACUCUAAACACACAUUUGGUUUAAAUACAAAUAUGAAAACCUUUCUUGUUAUUGUAUUGAAAUGCUCAGAUCAGAACAGUAUAAUCUGUUAGUCUACAUGACCCAUCUACAUCUCUGACUCAAGUUCUGUAUGACUUACUCAGGAUCAGUGUGGGUAUCUGUAUCCACCCUUGUUUAAUAUUUACUCUAGUUUCUUCCUGCCCAUAAGAUCAACCAACCUACGUGUGCUUUAGGUAUACGACUGAGGUUAAUUAUAGGGUUAUUAUACUUGUGUAAAGCUGUAAGAAAGAUUUUUUUUUUAAUGUGCACUUUCAUGUUAAUGUAGGUUUACCUGAAAUCGUAGUAAACAUAUAUGUUUGUAUCAUUUAUUCAAAAACUGAAUUAUGAUAGAUUGUAAUUCUGUGUUUCUGUUACUUCGUUAAUGUCAAUGUUUGCUAAUUAAAAUUUCAUACAUAAAUAUUUUUAUAUAAUAGUUUAUUCCUACAGUUUAGAACAAGUAGUGACAAGUGACUUUUGACUCUCAGGACUAUGAAUCAAUCUACACUUUGAAGCUGGUGAUUGUAAUAUUCAGUCUUCUGUAUUCAGAGACAAUGUUUUGAGAAUUCAUGAUUUAAAUAACACAUUGUGUCUCCUAAUGAUUGUAUUUUUAAUAUCCUAUAUUUUAA
This is a messenger RNA of Trichomycterus rosablanca, 2212 nucleotides long. RefSeq names its product potassium channel tetramerization domain containing 14 (gene kctd14). Lineage: Eukaryota; Metazoa; Chordata; Actinopteri; Siluriformes; Trichomycteridae. Bases 488 to 1216 code for a protein of 242 amino acids. Gene Ontology annotation, molecular function: protein binding. Gene Ontology annotation, biological process: protein homooligomerization. The record is from RefSeq and is a predicted model, not a curated record. The transcript is spliced from 2 exons.